AUGUCUCGGACACGUGUUGCUGGGAUGAUCUACAACCUUACGAAUCGACAAGAAAUUGCCGGCCCCUUGGCUGCCUUAUAUCUAUAUCACGGGUCAUGUUGUUACUCGAGCGCAUCUCUUCCUCUUGGAGAUGUGACGAGGCAGCUAAUGGAAUUGGAAGAUUACAGUUGCAAUUUGGUUAAUAGCAGUGAAGACGCCACGGCAUCUAAUUUCCGCGCUGUGUCGUAUCUUGACGACUAUAUUUAUCGCCCGAAGAUGCUGGAGAAACUAAAUCUCUAUGAAUUCACUAUGUGGUUCUUCCGAAAGAAACAUGGGAAUGCUAUUUACUCGUGGCUGGGCUUUCUAGACAGGCAUCCGUUGUGCAAGUCACAAUGUCUAGGAACGCGAUACGAGGACGUCGUUCCUGUCCUUCAGACGUUUCGUUUUCCUCGCAAUGAGGGACAAGCAUCAAGUGAGAAACGCUACAAGUACGCUGUUCUCUCGUUGGUGCUCUUCAAGCCCUUUCGCUGCUUGGCGGACAUCGUUUCACAUAGCUCGGACGAGCAGAUGUGGAUAGACUGCUAUGAUCAAUGGAAACCUCAGCGGAGUAACUUUGUAGAAGAAAUUAUGAAUAAUAUGGAGGACUUUUACAGUGGCUUUGAACGGGCAAGUCUGCGCGCGAGGAAGCGUCGGUCACUUCUAAGCCAGAAUCUCUAA
Phytophthora nicotianae INRA-310 is the source of this 696-nucleotide messenger RNA. RefSeq lists its product as hypothetical. The coding region runs from base 1 to 696 and encodes 231 amino acids. The record is from RefSeq and is a predicted model, not a curated record. Lineage: Eukaryota; Oomycota; Peronosporomycetes; Peronosporales; Peronosporaceae. The transcript has a single exon.